Pseudozyma flocculosa PF-1 is the source of this 1059-nucleotide messenger RNA. RefSeq lists its product as uncharacterized. The transcript has 3 exons. The record is from RefSeq and is a predicted model, not a curated record. NCBI's taxonomy places the organism in Eukaryota, Fungi, Basidiomycota, Ustilaginomycetes, Ustilaginales, Ustilaginaceae. The coding region runs from base 1 to 1059 and encodes 352 amino acids.
AUGAGAGCGUCCACCUCGUUCAAUGUCGCCUUCGCCGCCCUUUGUGGCCUCGCCACCUGGGCCUCGUCCGCUAGCUCGGCUGCCAUCGAGAGGGCCGCGGCCGAUGCCAAGGUUGGCUACGCCUUCUUCUACUUUCGCGGCGACUCCGCGGGCCAAGAAGAGGUGUUUGCCGCCGUUUCCAAGGGCAACAGCCCGCUGUCGUGGGACCUCAUCAACGGCGGCAACGUCUUUCUGAGCUCGAACCAGGGGACCACGGGCGUGCGGGAUCCUUCGAUCGUUGCCUCGCCCGACGGCAGCAAGUUCUACAUGCUCGGCACGGACCUCAAGGUGUCGGCCACGACCUGGAGCGCCUCGGCCCGCACCGGAUCGCGCAGCAUCCUGAUCUGGGAGAGCACCGAUCUGGUCAACUGGGGACAGCCAGCGCUGAGGGAGGUGGUGGGUCCGACGGCGGGUAACGCCUGGGCGCCCGAGGCCAUCUGGAACCCGAGCAGUCAGUUGUACGAGGUCUUCUUCUCGUCUGCCAUCUACCCGGCCAGCGACCCCAAGCACGAGACGGGCACGUACCAGCGGGUGAUGAAGACGACGACCAAGGACUUUGUCUCGUUCACCCCGGCGGUGCCGUACAUCGACGACGGCAAGAACGCCUACAUCGACACGACGUUCCUGCGGGCGGGCUCGAAGCUGUACCGCUUCACCAAGGACGAGAACUCGGUGUCGAGCAGCGACCCGAACGGCAAGAUGGUCUUCCAGGACGUCUCUUCGGACGAUUCGCCAGACGGCAAGUUUACGCGGGUGGCCAACGCGAUCGGCAAGGGAUCCAUCAGCCAGGGCGAGGGCCCCACGGCCUUUGUCGACAACAAUGAUCCCAACAAGUCGUGGCUCUUCAUCGACGAGUUUGGCGGCCGCGGCUACGUGCCCUUCUACAGCACCGAUGUGGCCUCGGGCAAGUGGCAGAUUGCGUCGGACUGGUCGAUGCCGAGCAACAAGGCGCGCCACGGCACCGUGCUGCCCGUCGACCAGAAGCGGUACGAUGCGCUGCGGAAGCUGGUCAGGGCAUGA